AUGGAAUAUCGAUUGGAGCAGCUAAAAUUGCAGCUAAAAAUUGGGUUAGGUGGUGUGCGAAUGGUUGGGAUAUGGGGGCUUGGAGGUGGUGGUAAGACCACUCUUGCUACUACUUUUUACAAGAAAUUUUCUCUUAAUUAUGAUGGUUGUUGCUUUCUCGAAAAUAUAUGGGAAGAAACCCAAAAUCAUGGUUUAAAACGUUUGCAAGCAAAAAUUCUCUCAACUAUUUUUGGCAAAAAAAUGCAAGUUGGGAGUGUUGAAUUAGGAAAAGACAAGAUUAAACAAAUGUUAUGCAAUAGAAAAGUACUGAUUAUUCUUGAUGAUGUCGAUCAUCUUGACCAACUCAAGGCGUUUGCUGGAUGUCGUAAAUGGUUUGGUGAUGGAAGCCGCCUAAUAAUUACAACUAGGGAUCAACAUUUGCUGACAUUUAUAGACGAGACUGAGGUCUCGCCUCUCAGUUUAUUGUCACAUGAAGAAGCUGUAAGUCUCUUUAACAAGCGUGCAUAUAAUGCGAAAACCCUAUACAAGAUUAUGAAGUGCUUUUGUUGGAAAGAUUAG
Messenger RNA from Erigeron canadensis, 558 nucleotides. RefSeq names its product disease resistance protein Roq1-like. The record is from RefSeq and is a predicted model, not a curated record. The transcript has a single exon. Gene Ontology annotation, molecular function: ADP binding. Lineage: Eukaryota; Viridiplantae; Streptophyta; Magnoliopsida; Asterales; Asteraceae. The coding region runs from base 1 to 558 and encodes 185 amino acids. Gene Ontology annotation, biological process: defense response.